Molecule: messenger RNA, 143 nt
Organism: Rotaria sordida
Lineage: Eukaryota; Metazoa; Rotifera; Eurotatoria; Philodinida; Philodinidae
Source: the annotation of a GenBank genome assembly
AUGCCUCAUACAUCACGUCCUAAAUGUGUUGAUUGUGAACGAGGCCUCGAUUCAAAUCAACUUCGUGAAGUUGGUGCUGGACUUUUGCGCUUGUUUUUGGCUGUAAGAUUGUCGAAGCGUAUUCGUUGUGAUGAUAUGAUUUG